Molecule: messenger RNA, 1790 nt
Organism: Spea bombifrons (plains spadefoot toad)
Lineage: Eukaryota; Metazoa; Chordata; Amphibia; Anura; Pelobatidae
Gene: NMT2
Product: N-myristoyltransferase 2
Exons: 12
Coding region: 79-1575 (498 amino acids)
Biological process (GO): N-terminal peptidyl-glycine N-myristoylation
Cellular component (GO): cytoplasm
Molecular function (GO): glycylpeptide N-tetradecanoyltransferase activity
Source: RefSeq, a predicted model, not a curated record
CUAGAGGCCGCUGUGCUGGCUGGCUGUGCCGCUCGUGCCCCAGCUCCCGCACGGCCCCUUCUCUGUGUCUCUCUCGUGAUGGCGGAGGACAGCGAGUCCGCGGCCAGCCAGCAGAGCCUGGAUCUCGAUGACCAGGACACCUGCGGCAUAGACGGCGACAACGAGGACGAAGCCGAGCAUGCGAAGGGAAGUCCUGCUGGAGAUCUCGGGGCCAAAAAGAAAAAGAAGAAACAGAAGAGGAAAAAAGAAAAGCCAAAUUCUGGGGGGACCAAAUCUGACUCUGCAUCUGAUUCACAAGAAAUUAGAACACAGCAACCUUCAAAAAAUCCAGCCAUUCCAAUGCAAAAGCUUCAGGAUAUACAGCGAGCUAUGGAGUUGCUUUCUGCGUGCCAGGGACCUGCAAAAAACCUUGACGAGGCAAGCAAACGUAAAUACCAGUUUUGGGAUACGCAGCCUGUGCCCAAACUUAACGAACUUGUAACGUGUCACGGUCCCAUCGAACCCGAUAAAGACAACGUGCGUCAGGAGCCAUAUUCUUUGCCUCAGGGUUUUAUGUGGGAUACGCUGGAUUUGGGCAAUGGCGAGGUGCUGAAAGAACUGUACACGUUGCUGAAUGAGAAUUACGUGGAAGACGAUGAUAACAUGUUCAGAUUUGACUAUUCUCCUGAAUUUUUACAGUGGGCACUGCGUCCUCCUGGCUGGUUGUCUCAGUGGCACUGCGGCGUCAGGGUUUCCUCCAACAAGAAGUUGGUUGGCUUCAUAAGUGCUGUUCCUGCUACCAUCCGUAUAUAUGACAAUAUAAAGAAGAUGGUAGAAAUCAAUUUCCUUUGUGUUCAUAAAAAGCUGCGAUCGAAGCGCGUGGCUCCUGUGUUGAUACGAGAAAUCACAAGAAGAGUGAACAUGGAGGGGAUAUUCCAGGCCGUUUACACAGCAGGUGUUGUUCUCCCAAAGCCUGUGUCCACAUGCCGGUAUUGGCAUCGGUCGUUGAAUCCCAGGAAACUGGUAGAUGUGAAGUUUUCUCAUCUCAGUCGAAAUAUGACAUUGCAGAGGACAAUGAAACUGUAUAGACUGCCCGAUGCCACAAAGACAGCAGGCUUAAGACCAAUGGAAAGAAAGGACGUUACAAUGGUGCAGAAUCUGUUAAAUAACUAUUUGAGUCAGUUUAACCUUGCUCCUGUCAUGAAUGAAGAAGAGGUGUUGCAUUGGUUUCUUCCUCAGGAUAACAUUAUAGACACCUUUGUUGUUGAGAACUCAAAUGGUGCUUUAACAGACCUUCUCAGUUUCUACACAUUGCCCUCCAGCGUUAUGCACCAUCCAGUCCAUAAAACUCUCAAAGCGGCUUAUUCAUUCUACAACAUCCAUACAGAGACUCCUUUGUUGGACCUAAUGAAUGAUGCACUAAUUAUUGCCAAAUUGAAAGGAUUCGAUGUGUUUAAUGCUCUCGAUUUAAUGGAAAACAAAAGUUUCUUGGAAAAACUGAAGUUUGGUAUAGGCGAUGGCAACCUGCAAUAUUAUCUGUUCAACUGGAGGUGCCCGGCUAUGGAAUCCGAAAAGGUUGGUCUAGUGUUACAGUAAGAGCGCCAUGUAUUUUCUAAACAUCUGCAGUCACCAGAGGUACUCACCAAGAGCCGCGAUCAGAAGCAAAAAGCACAAAGCGAAGGGGUAAAGAAGACCAAAAGACCAUGGCAGUAUGGAGCACCUUCCCAGAAAAGGCUUUGCGGAUACCAUUUGGUGCAGUCAUUGUUUUUCGCAUGACGCACGGGCAAUUAAAAGUGAAAAAAAAAAAUAAA